CGUAAUAAAAUGGUGAGAUGCUCAAUUACAGAAAAGUCAAAUUUGGAAUGGGAUACGGCAUUAUCCAUCAUUCAUUGCACAAACUCAGCUUCAAUCAAAGGGCACCGUCAUAUCAAUUGGAAGAUAGAUGUGUUCAUUAGCAUUUCUCCAUCAUUUCUCAUCAUUAUUCAUCGUCUACGGUCUAUUCACAAUUUCACAUGCAAAUCUGAUGGCUACCACAAAACCUCCUCUUUUAGGACUAUCGUGUGGGCUUGUCUACAAUAGGGUUGAAAUGGGCGUAGCCCACGAUAGAGUUUGAAAACGGUAAGCCCAACCCGAGCUAGUUAAUGUGGGCCUUUUAUCCUUGAUCAGAGCUCAGAAAAAGUUAGGCUGAGCCAGAGCCCAGCCCAUCUGACCCUGGCAUAUGCGUUGAAAAUGGCGAUGGUCGUUGCAACAAAAGUGCCCGCCCAACUCCCGCCAAAAGAUUUAGCUCGCUCUCCCAAAGCUUUCACUCCACUCUUCCUCCCUUCCUCUUCGUCACCUCAGAAUAAAUCCGGCAGCCGCUGAAUUCCUGUCAGUCUUGUGAAUGCUAACUCUCCGUCCAUGCUUCGUUUCUCUUGUCUCAUUACCGGUUUCGCCUCCCUGCCGUCGACCAAUCUCCCUUCCCCGCUCCUUCCAUUUCUUCUCUAAACCCCUCUCCUUCCUCCCAAAACCCUCUUCCCCUCUCUUCCUAAACCCUACUUCCCAGAUGUCUAAUCGCCCCAACGCGUUCGACAUUCUCAAAUCCAACGCCAAAUCCGUCUACAAGAAUAAGCCCCAAGCUCAGUCUCCCAAGAAGCGGAAAACCGCCGAGCCCGAAAACCCUAAACCCGCCUCCGCUUCUCCCGAUUCAGCGCCGGAAACGAAGGUUCCCGACCCUGAACCAGCCGCUCAUGGUGGCGAUUCUUCCACUGACCAGAAAUUGGAACUGCCCAAGGCGGACGGUGCGCAGAAGUCGUUUUUCAUGCCUUGUAGUUCGAAGAAAAUCCGCGCCGUCGAUAGGGUUGAGGAAUUGAAGAGCAAGGUUGGGGAUUUGAAGAAGAAAGCCAAGGAAUUCCAGCCGGAGAAAGUGGCGUGCUGGGAGAAGGGAGAGAGGAUCCCUUUCAUUUUUGUUUCUUUGGCGUUUGAUAUGAUAGCUAACGAGAGUGGGAGAAUUGUGAUUACCGAUAUCGUGUGCAAUAUGCUGCGUACUGUGAUGGAUACUACCCCGGAUGAUUUACUCCCGGUUGUCUAUCUCUUGGCUAACAAGAUUGCGCCCGCUCAUGAAGGGGUUGAGCUUGGGAUUGGGGAAGCAAUCUUGAUCAAAGCACUGGCGGAGGCUUACUCGAAGAUGGAGAGGGAUGUGAAGAAGAUGUACCAGGAGAUGGGAGAUUUGGGGCUUGUCGCUAAAGCUAGCCGCAGGACUCAACGGACAAUGUCCAAGCCCGAGUCUUUAACAGUCGCCAAAGUCUUCGACACAUUUCGAUUGAUUGCUAAGCAAUCUGGUAAGGAUAGUCAAGACAGCAAGAGGAAACAUAUCAAGGGACUUCUUGUGGCGGCCAUUGACUGUGAGCCUCAGUAUAUUAUGCGCUUGCUUCAGUCAAAGUUGCGAAUUGGUUUUUCAGAGCAGACUCUUUUGGCUGCUUUAGGCCAGGCUGCUGUGUAUUUUGAGAAGCAUUCUAAACCACCUUCAAAUGUUCAGUCACCUUUGGAAGAGGCCGUGCGCAUUGUUAAAGGAGUCUACUCAGUCCUUCCUGUAUAUGAUAUAAUUGUCCCUGCUCUUCUCAGUAAUGGUGUAUGGAAUCUUUCGAAGACAUGUAACCUUGUGCCUGGUGUUCCUGUUGCACCGAUGCUUGCUAAAUCAACCAAGGCUGUUUCUGAGAUAGUAAAUAAAUUCCAGGAUAUAGAAUUCACUUGUGAAUACAAGUAUGAUGGAGAACGUGCCCAGAUUCACUAUAUGGAGGAUGGUUCAGUUGAGAUAUACAGCAGGAAUGCUGAGCGAAACACUGGGAAGUUUCCUGAUGUUGUGGCUACAAUUUCAAGGUUGAAGAAGUCUUCUGUGAAAUCAUUCAUUCUUGAUGGUGAACUGGUUGCCUAUGACCGAGAAAAAAACAAAAUCCUGCCUUUUCAGAUCCUUAGUACCCGGGCCCGCAAAAAUGUGGUCAUGAGUGAGAUAAAGGUUGAUGUGUGCAUAUUUGCUUUUGACAUGCUGUAUCUUAACGGUGAACCACUUAUUCAAGAACAGUUGGAAGUUCGUCGAAAGCGGCUGUAUGAUUCAUUUGAGGUUGAACCUGGAUUCUUUCAGUAUGCAACAGCAAUAACAUCCAACGACCUCGAGGAAAUACAGAAGUUUCUGAAUGCAGCUGUUGACUCUAGUUCUGAGGGUUUAAUCAUCAAAACACUGAACAAAGAUGCUACAUAUGAACCUUCAAAACGAUCUCGCAACUGGCUAAAAUUAAAGAAAGAUUACAUGGAAAGCCUUGGGGAUUCAUUUGAUCUGGUUCCCAUUGGUGCUUUCCACGGUACUGGGAAGCGUACAGGCUUCUAUGGUGCGUUUCUCCUUGCUUGUUAUGACAAUGACAGAGAGGAAUAUCAAAGUAUCUGUAAAUUGGGUACGGGAUUCAGUGAAGCACAGCUUGAAGAACAUUCUACUAGACUACGCACGAAAGUGAUUCCUGAACCAAAGACAUACUUCAGGUUUGGAGAGAAGCUGAAUCCAGAUGUCUGGUUUGAGCCUUCUGAGGUAUGGGAGGUGAAAGCCGCAGACCUGACAAUCAGCCCUGUCCAUUGUGCAGCAAUUGGUGCGGUGGAUCCUAAUAAGGGUAUUUCUCUGCGGUUCCCUCGUAUGUUACGUGUCAGAACAGACAAGACUCCAGAGGAAGCUUCAUCAGCCGAGCAGGUGGCCGAGAUGUAUAAUGCUCAGAAGCACAACCAGCCAAACCCCGAGGCAGAUGAUGAAGAUGAUUGAGCGGCAGAUUUUUCCGAUUUGCCUUUUUAUUGCCUUCAAAACACAAGUGUUACUGUUGCUACAGCAAAUAUCUCAAAUUCAUUCGACCCUCUUCCAAGAAGCCAGAUGGCAGAGUCAUGUUUGCUGCACAGUACAGAUUGUGUUUGCAGUAAGCUAAACUUAGCACCAUGGCAAGCUUAACCCCCUAGAAUAUUUGUUGUAAGCAAAGAAAAAAUUUCAUGCUAGAGUUGCAGACUUGUAAUGCUACUUAACUGGGUCUGCUGCAACUUCUAAGGUUAGGAGUUAGGACAGAGAAGCACUGUCAAUCUGCCACAGAAGUGACUGGAACUUGGAGAAUCAAUCUAAUCAAACAAACAGGCAAAUUAUAUUUGAUGUACACUUCCAUCUUGCAACUUGCUCUCCCACUUUUAUGUACAGUAGGUCUUUGUUUGCUGGUUUCUGGAGUCUUGACUGGAAGGUUCUUUUAUGUUCUGCAAUAUAUGUUUGAAGUCAAAGCUUUGUUCUGGACUGUGGAGCAUUUGAUGAACGGGAUUUCCGCUUAAGGUCCCCCAAAAGGCUAAAUUGGGAAGGAAGAAUAGAAGGUUUGUUUCUCUUACUGGGCUAAUGAGAUGAUGACGAUGAUGGCGAUGCUUAAGAGGUGGGAAAAUUCAGGACCUCUUGGCAAAUGAAAGAGCCAGAAAUAAGACAGUCUUUUGCUGUCAGAGUUAUUUUCAGGGACUUUUGGUCCAAGUCUGCAAUCUUCUGCCGUGUAGACCAAGGAAGCAUGUCAUGGAAUGGCGGCCUUUUUAGGUGUUCCAGCUGCAGUUGACAGCCAGCUUCAGUCGCCAAUAUCAAAUAUGGGUUUGCCCGCUGCUUCACGUACUAUCAGGUUUUCAAUUCCCCACUCUUUCCCAUUACGUGCUUCUCGAAGUUCUCUUGCUCGGAGCUUUGCUAAAAUUAUGAACAGAGACGGAGAUUGCAUGAACCGUGCAUGCAUUAGCCUAAUUUACAAAAAUAUCACCACAUACAUUUGACGAUUUAGAUUGCAGUAUCGUUUGAACUUCGGUGCAACGAUGUCUACAGAGGCUCUAUCCUGUCCAUAUUAACAAAAUUGCACUUGAUGU
Molecule: messenger RNA, 4068 nt
Organism: Linum trigynum
Lineage: Eukaryota; Viridiplantae; Streptophyta; Magnoliopsida; Malpighiales; Linaceae
Source: the annotation of a GenBank genome assembly